AUGGCGGACGGACGAAAAGCGGAUGAAAGCGUGGACUUAAUAUCUGGUAAGUUCAACGGCUUUCGUUCAGCAGUGAAAGACCUCCCCGCUAAAGAAGAGAACGACGUUGAUGAGGUACUGAUGGACCUGAGGCGGGUUGUGAGGAAUCUGGACGCAAUGAAACCGUAUAGCGAAAGCCUCGAAACCAGAAGGCAAAAGUUGGACGAAGAGUUGAACCAGCUUAGCAAUGAGAUUUCGCAGAGCUUUGACAGCUACACGACUGGCCUUCAAAUCCAACAACUUCAUUCGGAGGGUUCCUCCGCUCUCCGCCAGUUUUUGGAGGACACUUCAUCCCAAGUCAAGGAGAAAUGCAGCAAAUUUUGCUAUCUCCUUGAUGCCUGUAAGAAAGAAAAGCCGGACACUUCAUCCGAAGCUGUGGACAUAUCCCGGAAAGAUUACGAACUCGAUGCCCAUGAAAACGAAGGAGAAGCAUCUUCUCUCAAUAUUGAUGACAAAGCAUCGUUAGAAAGAGAUUGUCUGGUCGGAUUCGAUGGUCAGAAGGAUGAGCUAAUCCAGUUGCUUCUGGAGGACUCCGGAACGAGGGACGUGUGGGUAACUGGAAGGCGAGGAUCAGGCAAGACUGCGUUGGUCAGGAACGUGUGUGAAGAUGGUCGAGUGAGGGAGCAUUUUGGUACUAUUGCCUGGAUUAGCGCUCCACAGAUAUAUAAUCCUGAGUUGAACCCCCGAGAAAUACUUCUGCAACUUCUCUUAGAGAGCAAGGCUACGGUCCCCGAUUACUUGAGUGCCCUUACCAUGGAUAUUGAUAUGUUGGAGGCCGAAGUAAUCAACUUACUGCAAAAGGCAAGGUACCUCAUUGUGGUCGAUAACUUUGUCGAUCAGCCAACUUUGGAGGCUUUCAUACAAGUCAGGGAUAGGGUAGGUGAGGCAGGCCGAACGAUCUUCAUAGCUAGGUCCACCUACCUGGAUGGCCAUAAAUCCCUAACUUACCAAAUGAAAGGUCUAUCUGAAGAAAAAUCAUGGCUACUCUUCUGUUUGAAAACAUUCCCAGAAGGGAGUGUCCCUAAUCCAUUCAUGCAAUUUCGCGAACACAUUUUUCAGGCGUUCAAGGGACUGCCUGAAGCAAUCAUUUUGUCCGGACACCUCCUGUGCAACCAGACAGAAAGAAAUGAUGAAUCGGGGUUGAUGUCUUCCUCAUUUAUCCUUCAUGAGCUUGACCUUAUCCAACAAGUAUUAAGGUUCAUUGAUGAUUACAACGAGCUCGGAUCCUGCCUUUUGUACUUGAGCAUUUUCCUGAGAAUAGCCUGA
Molecule: messenger RNA, 1305 nt
Organism: Eucalyptus grandis
Lineage: Eukaryota; Viridiplantae; Streptophyta; Magnoliopsida; Myrtales; Myrtaceae
Product: disease resistance protein RPM1-like
Exons: 1
Coding region: 1-1305 (434 amino acids)
Biological process (GO): defense response to fungus
Molecular function (GO): ADP binding
Source: RefSeq, a predicted model, not a curated record